AUGUCCACAACCCAACCCUCCCCACGAACGUGGACACUCCGUUUCAAAAACAACCGAACCACCAUCAUCCUCCACGUCGAUCCACUACAGAAGCUCAGCAGCGUGAAAAGCGACCUUUUGAAAGCGGUCCAGCAAACUCAUCCGCACGGCCGGCUCAGCGGCGCAGCAAUCCCCCAAAAUUCCGCCGAAAUACAACUUGCCAAACCCAGGGAUGCCGAAGAUUUGGCCGAGGGGUUCCAGAGCAUAGAACCGCGGCGGGAAAUGUUUGCCGAUGGGAGCGAUAGCGGGAAGGGAAAGGGCAAGGCUUCAGCGGGUAAGCAAAAGCAGGCGGAUACGAGCAGAGAGUGUCCGGAGAGUGUUGGGCUGCGGGAUGGUGGGAUUGUGGCUUUCAGAUUUCGGGGCGAGGGCGGGCAGCCAGGCGGAAGAGGGCAGAUUGUGGACGACGAGAUUGACGACAUCAGGGUUAGCGACGAAGAUGAUGAUCGAGACUGGGAUGUCAUUGUGCCGGAUAUCGACGAAGGUGAAGAAGAAGGGCUGCCGUCGAUAGAGAGGAUGGACGAGGACCAGGGCUGA
Messenger RNA from Neohortaea acidophila, 573 nucleotides. RefSeq lists its product as uncharacterized. The record is from RefSeq and is a predicted model, not a curated record. The transcript has a single exon. Lineage: Eukaryota; Fungi; Ascomycota; Dothideomycetes; Mycosphaerellales; Teratosphaeriaceae. The coding region runs from base 1 to 573 and encodes 190 amino acids.